Tuber aestivum (summer truffle) is the source of this 1333-nucleotide messenger RNA. The record is from the annotation of a GenBank genome assembly. NCBI's taxonomy places the organism in Eukaryota, Fungi, Ascomycota, Pezizomycetes, Pezizales, Tuberaceae.
AUGGAGACUCCCGAGGCUUCAAUUUUAAUCUCCACACCUUUGCAACCCCACAAGAAGCCUCCCAUUACCACCACCACCACCACCACCGUCAGGAACGCCGUCAACAUGUCGGGAGCUGGUGUGAGUUCAUGUUCCCUCUCCACCCAUCACUGUGAAAUUAUUGUAAAUCUAACCCAACCAAUCGCUAGAACCGCGAAGCGGUCUUCGCAACCCGCCAGUCCUUGGGCGUAAUGAAAUCCAAGCUCAAAGGCGCCGAAACAGGUUCAUCCUCCAUCCCGCACCCCCUCCGGCAAGCGCAUAGCCAAAACUAACAGGAAUGUCCAAACAAAACUAAGGCCAUAGUUUGCUCAAGCGAAAGUCUGAGGCUUUAACAAAACGUUUCCGUGAGAUAACUCGCCGCAUCGAUGAAGCCAAGCGAAAGAUGGGCCGCGUAAUGUCGAUCGCUGCCUUCUCCCUUGCGGAAGUCACGUACGCCACCGGCGGUGGCUCCAACCUGAAUUACCAAGUGCAGGAGAGCGUCAAGACUGCUAGGUUCCGCGUGAGGACCAAGCAGGAGAACGUGUCUGGCGUGCUGCUGCCCGUCUUUGAGAGCUACAUCGCGGAGGGGAACUCGGAUUUCGGUCUCACGGGUUUGGGCAGGGGUGGGCAACAGGUGCAGCAGUGCAGGGAGGUUUAUGGGAGGGCGGUGGAGACACUGGUUGACUUGGCGAGUCUGCAGGUAUAGUUACCCACCACUACCUUAAACGUGAGGGAGGAAGGGUGGAUGCAUGGCUGACCGCAAGGCUAUGAUGGCGAAUAUAGACGGCGUUCGUAAUCCUCGACGACGUUAUCAAAGUCGUUAACCGUCGUGUCAAUGCUAUCGAGCAUGUUAUCAUCCCUCGCACAGAGAACACGAUCAAGUACAUCAACAGUGAACUUGAUGAGCUAGACCGCGAGGAAUUCUACAGGCUUAAGAAAGUGCAGAGGAAAAAGCAUCGUGAUGCUGAGGAGGCAGACAAGAAUCUUCGUGCCAAGAUGGCGGAAGCAGGGAUUACUGCAACUGAUAAGACCUACGAUAGGGGUGAGGGUGUUCCAGAUAUCCUAGGAGAAAAGGAGGAUGAGGAUCUCAUUUUUUAAAGAUGGGAUUGGUGUCUUUCUCUGCUUGGGUAGCAGAGAGUGCUCUUUGCCCUCUUUCGGAUGAAUACCUUACCCGUGAUAGGCUUUCUUUUUUGCCCCCGCAUACCUUACUUUUCUUCCUCAUUUUUUUUCUUUCCCUUUUCCCUCUUGCACUUGCACUUUGUAAAUACCCCCCAGUGCCCCACAUCAACUCCAUCAAUAGCAGGCAUUUGGGUCC